GAGCCAGUCAUAGGUGCUCUGUGAGCCGGUCAUAUGAGCCGGUGUUCUGUGGGUAAGCGCCACAAAAUGCCACAAAUGAGUAGUAAGCAAGCAAGAGCGUGUAGACGCUAGCAAAUGCAUCGUUCUGUAUUUUGUGGUGCAGCCACAACCGUCCAGCUGCUGUAUGUCGGUGCGGAAGGAGACGGUUAUUGAAUGAUUGAACAGCCAGUUGUGCCAGAGUAGGGCUUGUGCGAAAGCGCUAUGGAAAGCGGUAGUGAACGGACGCUUACCGAUCUUCUUCCGGACGAUUUACGUCCUCUUGUCGUGGCCGAGGACUUCGCAUCCGACGAUGGCGUCUCUGAUGACGACGAGGAUGAAAACUGCGACUACGCGGAAGAUGCCUGUAACGCCACUUCACCGGACCAAUGCGGCCCUUCAGGCACUGCCGAAGAGGAGUCGCUUGUUGGAUCGAGCCUUGCUGAGAUGCCAACUGACCUGGAAAACUGCUUGGCCCUUAAUCGUGCCUACCGGGCAUUGCUGGAGAGUGCCAUCGGCGAGUUGGCAGAAAGGCUUGAGAAGAACAGGCAGCUGCAGAGGGAGCUUCCAGCACAGCUUUCUCAGCGUGCGCAGCGACCCCCAAAGCCACGAGUUCGUAAGAACUGGUACCACUCGCUAGUGUUUCACCACCCAUACUUCAGGGACAUUAAUGGCAUGCGGGCUCCCAUGAAUGAGGACGAACGUGCUAAGCGGGCCAACAAGGAGAUGGACCCGUACCUGGCCCCAUCUAUGCCUUGGACCACUGACGAGAAUCGCAUGCUGGUUGAUGCAGUGAAGACUAACCUGCUGCAGCAGAGCCUCGAGUCCCUGAUGGACCGCAAGGAGGCCCUGGCCCAGAGGCUCCUGCUGACCGAGGACUCCGAGCAGAGUGCAGAGCUUACGGAGCGCAUAGACCAGCUGGACAAGCAGGUGGCUGAGACACGCAACCUGAGCCUGGAGCAGCUGCUGGAGCAGUCGUCACGGCCCAUCGACUGGCUACGCAUUGCCGCUGUGGACAUGCGCUCACAUCGGACCGCAUUUGGUUGUGAGAUGAGGUGGCGCCACCUGCUUGAUGUGCGCUUAAACCAGGGCCCCUGGACCAACGCGGAGGACGAGCGCCUGCGAGCCCUGGCCACUAAGUGGGGAGAGCGCAAUUGGGACCAGGUGGCACAGGAGCUGAAGACUGGCCGCAGUGCGUUUCAAUGUGCAACACGCUACUCGACCCGACUCGUCACGCGCCACAACAUGGGCGCAUUUUCAGAGGAAGAAAACCACCGACUGCAACAGCUCAUCGCCGUGUGCACUGAGGGAGACGACAUCUCCUGGUCACAGGUGUCGCACUUUAUGGGCAGCCGGUCCAAGAAACAGGUGAUGAACCGCUACAACCGGUCCCUGCACCCUAGCAUGCAACAUGGGCGCUGGACAGCACAGGAAGAUGUCAUGCUGCUCAUUGCUGUGAAACUCUAUGGAGAUUGCAGCUGGACAAAGGUGGCAAGCAUGCUGCCUGGCCGCACAGGUGGCCAGUGCAGGGAUCGCUACAAGGAUAAUUUUGCCCAAAGGUUUGUCUCGGGGCCCUAUACUCCGGACGAGGACUACAGCCUCUUGGAGCUGGUGCAGAAGCAUGGACCUGGCCACUGGUCCAAGGUGGCACAGGAGAUGCCUUGGCGGACAGCCAACUCAGCACUGAUGCGUUACCGACGGCUGACUGAGACCCUCGGCAACCAGCAACCAACCGUGGCUGAUCUGAUGGAGCGCUUCCUGCCAGCACCUGCAGCUCCCGUGAAUGCAGCGCGACGCGCACGCCUGACGGGCCUUGACAAGCGCCUGGACCUGUACCGGCGCGUCUGCCGCCAGCUCACCACCCAAAGGCUGAAGCGUGCUGCCCUGCUACUGGUCAAGGGUCGGGACGAGAGCCUAGAUCGAGAGACGUGCCUGAAGCUGUACCAGAAGAUGCUGCGGCAGCACCAGACAGGCCGCACGCUGAGCAACCCGCUGGUGCAGGGCCAUGCACUGAACAAGGCCAUCGCCCAGUACGCACAGCCUCUGCAUCGACCCAUGCUGCCCAGCCUGGCUGCAUACGAGCACCAGGAGUGGCAUGCUGUGGCCAAUGUGCUACAUGAUCUGCAUGGCUUGCUGAGGCCAUCUGUGAAUCCCGACAUUGAGGAAGUGGGUACCCUGCCCACCUUUGAAGAGUUCUUCUGCAAGGAGGUGCUUGGCGUGCCGGACGGAUUCCAGCCCAAUGUAGGAAGCCUCGUGCUGCCCCUGCUGCCACCCAAUGAGACCACAGUGGCUACCUUUGGGCGACUUUCAGAUCGUUUUGCCAAUGGCGACCUCGCUGAUUCCUUGCCAAUGCUGCAGGAUAGUGCCUCGUUUCCUGAGCUCUCGGCAGCUCUUGAUGCAGACAGCAUUGAGGACAUCCGCUGCACUGAGUGCACGUCCAGGAGCCUUCUGGAAGAUGACCUCUCGUCUGUCAGCAGCAGGGCUUUGCAGCAGUCAUGCAGUCGGUGUGAGGAGCUGCGAGCCACCCGAAGGAACUAUGAAGUGCUACAGGCACGCUUCAUUUCAUACUUUUUCUGGCCUGCGCUGAUGGACACUUUGAAUGUUCCCGACACAGUGGAGCUCUCGUCAGACAAGCACAAGAAACGUAGCAAGGGCUACCGCAAGAAGUGCAAGCUGAAAAAGCCGUGGGUGAAGGAGAAGUGGAAGGAGCGCAAGCGACUGGCUGCAGCAGCAGCUGUAUCUGGUGCCAUGUUGGAGCACAAUGAUGGCACUGCAGGUGCUCCAAGGGAGGACAGCACUGUGUUGUCCUCUUGUGCACCCCACUCUGCCAUGGAUGCAUAAGCUCACUGGCAUGCACCUGGUGCUCCAGCCUAUUUCAUGCCCACAGUUCAUGCCUCUUUGUAUUUCAGGCACAGAAAUGUUGCCAUGCGAUUUCAAGUAAUGAAUUUUGCUUGCGAUUGUAGUAUUACAGACUUUCAUGAAACCUGCCGUGGUUGCUUAGUGGCUGGGGUGUUGGGCUGCUAAGUGCAAGGUUGCGGGAUCGAAUUCCGACCGCUUAUCAUUAUAACUAUUAUUGGCAUGUUGUGUAGCUUCGCAAUGCACAAAACUUCAUAAUAUUCAAACUGCAAUGCGAAAGAAUGAAUUCGCAAUACUCGACAUUUCAAAGUGUUUGCAGGCUGUAACAAAGAUGUUCAAACAAUUGCUGCUCUAUACAGCUCAAUAUUAUGCUUCACAACUCACUUAACAGGAUUUAUUCAUAUCCCAAUGCUCUGACCCAAAACAAGCAAGAAGUUUGUGAACAGGCACAUCAAUAGCCACAAACAAUAAAUGCAAGAUAUUACGUAGCUUUAGAACAGGGACAACCAAGCUGAAGUCGCACCAAACAGUGACCACAUUGUGUUUCUGGUUUACCAAGAACUAAACCCAUUCAGACCGAACUCCUUGUUUCAGAAUUGUGUCAGUGUUGAACACUUGCAAUGCCUUUAUGGUUUCUGAAAUAACUUUUAAAAGCAGUGCUUGAUAAAUAAAACCAUUAAUAAUUACAAUUUAGUACAUGCAAUUGCCACAGGUUUAGCACUAAAGGUGAAAGGUGAGAACUUGUUGAUUCAUAUUUAAUGCAAUAAAGGUAACAUUAACUUAUAGACUCAGGAAAAGUGAUAGGACAAAUGCUGAUUGCAUUAGUCCUAACACAGUCUUGUGUUCAUCCUGUCACCUUUCUGGUGUCCGCCGUGAUAACUUUAUGGUUAUUGCUUUAUGGUGUGGUAAAAUAUUUGGUAAAACAUUGUCAAGGAGGCAGACCUUGGCUAAACUCUUUACUUUUUUAUGUCUGCCUCCAAGGGCAGUCUUAUUUUCUCUGUCCAAAGCAACGCAAAGGAGCUGCCAUCAUCAGCCUAGGCAAUCCAAAUGCAAACGCCUGCCAAAAACAUCCUGCUUUAGGUGCACAAGCUCUCAACUGACACAUAAUCUCAAAAUCUGUGGCAAUUUGUCGUUCAAUGUUCCUCAUCUACAUGAGAUACAUGAAAGCAAUGGUGUUUAUCAGCAUUUGUCAUGCACAUUAGCAGUUACUGAGAUAUUAGGUCAGAUCUGGUGCCUCCCAGGAGCCAUCACAUUAAUGGGUGAUAAGUGUAGGGGCACUAUGGGGGCACUUGAGUGCCAACUUUAACCAUGAAAUAGUUUGUGUUGAGCGCAUGCACAGAGGCGAGAUGCUAUUCGUUAGAGGCACCCUAGACUUGGGUGCCCCAAUUCUAAUGCUGUGAUGACUGCUGGCAAUCGCUUAAAAACGGAGCUUGGUGUUGGAAAAAAAAAUCGCACUACCGAUAUACUAGCUCAUAUUUGUGUAAUUUUGUAAUAAAAUAUUCAACUGUCCCAGAUAAAGCGGGUAGACUGUGGGGGUAGCGUAGAUUGACCCAGUUGUCUAGACCACAUUCAUUCUUGCACUCAUGGGCACCCUCCUGAGGGCACACCCUUACGAGGGCGUCCUUACCAUCUGCCCUCACCUGUCAGGGUGAGCGCAGGUGAGGUAGGUGAGGUGGGGAUUCUAGUCUGAAAAUCUGUGAGGGUGGUAGUUAGGGAAGGUGAGAGAGGAGCAUCAAUCUUUGUUCAUUUACUAUUGUAAAUGUUUGUACAUCACAGAAAUGCCCACAAGCUACUCUACGCAUAAAUGACAACAUUAUUGUAAUUGCCAAAUCGCACAAGUAUGCAGAUUCUUUCAGUUUUGCUGCAUGCAUAACGUAAAAUAUUUUGUCAUUGUAUGAACUCGGCUAUUGUUUGGUGCUUGUACACUGUUAUUAAAGUGCAAGAAAUUUAGUGUCGGGGCAGAUAAAGCGUUCUUGCUGGCUGGGAGUGAGAGGAUGAGGGAGGGCACAAGGAAAAUCGCGCAGCGAGGAUGAGGUGAAGAGAGAGAGAGUGAAAUGCACAUUUAUUUCUGAACUAGCGAUAGAAAGAUCUCUCUUCGCCCUCAGGUGGGUUGUGGUGAAUGACAAUGAAUAAAUUUUAGAAGUUUAGGGGAGGAAGAAGUUCGUUUGUUGAAGGCAAUGGAGGAAAAUAGAAUUGCCCACCUCUGUUUAUGUUGUGACAAGCUUGGUUCUUGAAAAUGUAGCAUGUAGCUUUCCCUCACAGCCUCAGUUAAUUUCGCAUUCUAGAUUCUUGGUGGACCUCUUUGCAUAACUUUCUUCUUUUUUUUUCCCUUACUUCACAGCUCAUUUGUAUCACUCGCUGGUUGCAUUUAUUCCAUGUCUUCUUGUGCAGCAUUUGCCUUUAGCAAUAUUUUCAUCACUAAUCGGGCCAGGUGACCCAGAGGCCUCAACUGGCACUUGCGACAACACAAUAUUUAUGGGAUUGCAUUAUUUAUUGACAGCAUCUAAGCAACUAUAAGUAAAAUUAAGGUGCUCAUUGCAGGUGGCACUUCGCAGCUUUCAUUACAUGGCUUGUAAGCCUGUAGAUUUCGCUGCAAUACAACGGUGGUGUCAUUUGUAUCCAUUGUAGCAAGGACAGCUGUGCCAUUUUACAGCUAAAUUAUAAUUUUCAUUGCCAUAGAUGACAUAUAUUUCAGCUUUAUUGUCAGCUAAACACACAAGGAAUGCGUGCAUGAAUACGUGGUACAGGGUUACAAGCAGUAAACAGUGCCAAACAACAGGACGAAGAGAGGGACACAGACCACAGCGCUGACUAACAACCAAGUGUCUUUAUCCUUUCAGUCAGCAUAUAUGUACUCUGCUGCAAUAUCAAAGCACAGAAUCAACAGAAUUCAGCAUGCACAGUGGCAAUAAGUUGCAAUCAAUGCGAUAGGAAGGCAAUCUCCAUUGGAAGGAGAAAAAUAGAUGGAAGGCUUACACAUGCUUCGCCGGUUUUAUGAAUGUUUAAAGCUUCGGAAAUAAGAUGUGCGCGGUGAUUGCGAUAUUUUGACAGACAGGUAACAUCUGUAAAAGAUGGCUUGCAGCCACAUUCAUUGCAGUGCAGUGAUAAUUGACUAUCUCUAGCUCGUUUUUGAACUUUGUUUGAGUGUUUACACAUGUGGUCGUUGAUGCACCACCCCGUUUGACCGAUAUAAAAACGCUUCCAUGAAAGAGGAAUCUUUUAAACAACACAGUCACAACAGCCAACAAGAAACCUCUGCCUGUGCUGCUUUUUACAACUACUUUUGUUGUUCUCGAUCACCCAAUUGACUCGAUGGCACAGGCUCCCUAACUUAUUUCUGGCAGUGAACAGCAACCUAACGCCUGCCUUGCUGACAACCUUUUUGAGAUUAUGCGCAACCAUGUGCACAUGUGGGAUAACCACAACCAUUUGCCGUGAGCGAUUCUCAGAUUGAGCAGCUGCCGAUUGCUUUCUUUUAAGGCUUGUUGCGAGGCUUUCAGCAAUGCUAGUUAAAAGCGGUAACAGGAGCACCUGCGAACUUCAGCCUGGCUACUUGCAAUUCGAAGCUUGCAUCUGCUUGGUGGUCACAAGACCUGAUGAGGGCUGCCUUCAUGCAAGAUCUUGAAAUACUGCACUUAACUAUCUUUGAGUGCGCGGAGGAAAAGGGAAGAAGGCUCUUAUGAGACCAAGGAGCAUAACCCAAACAUACAUAAUUGCUUGAGAACGAUAGCUCCAAGUCUAAGAAACGCAGCUUGUUGUCUGACGGGUGCUCCGUGGUCAAUUCAAAGGAAUCUAAAACUAUGCGGAACACGUCAAAUAUUAUAGCAGUAGCAGGCUGCGCGUCAGGAGUGUUAGUAUUGUAAAAAAUUUAAUAUCAGCAACAUAUCGCAUUACUUUUACAGUGCUCGUCUGGUUGAGUUUAGUUUUAAGAUUGCGGUCAUAGCUGGCCAAUAAAAUGUCUCUAAGAACAGGAGCUAUACAUGAACCAAUGCACACACCUUUCUUUUGUAUGAAAGUCUUAUCGUUCAUGGAGAGGAAAGUGGAAAGCAUGUAAAGCCUUAAGAGCUCUAAAAACCUGUUGACGUUGAUACCACAUGCAUUCUGAAACUUAAGAGCACUGUAUUUGUCAAUACAAUGGCCAACUUCAAUGCAUACAUUUUCUUGAGGCAAAGAGUGACAUAAGUUCUUGAUGUCCAAGGAAAAGGCUCAGACAGCCUUUGGACAUUCCUCAAGGAGAAAUGUGGAGACAGUAUCUGGCAUCUUAAGAUGUGACCUAUUCAAUGCAUACAUUUUCUUGAGGCAAAGAGUGACAUAAGUUCUUGAUGUCCAAGGAAAAGGCUCAGACAGCCUUUGGACAUUCCUCAAGGAGAAAUGUGGAGACAAUAUCUGGCAUCUUAAGAUGUGACCUAUCUGUCAAAAUACCGUGAUGACCGCACGUCUUACUCCCAAAGCUUUUCACAUUCAUAAUAGCGGCAAAGCAUUUCUCUCCUUCCGAAGGAGAUUGCCUUCCUACCGCAUUAAUUGCAAUUUAUUGCCCCUGCACAUGCUGAAUUCUGUUGAUUCUGUGCUUUGAGAUAGCAGUAGAGUAUAUAUACGCUCACUGAAAGAAUAAAGACACUUGGUUAUUAGUCAGCGCUGUGGUCUGUCUCCCUCUCUUCAUCCUGUUGUUUAGCGCUGUUUACUGCUCCUAAUCAUGAACCAACCAGCCCAAAUGCAUACUCUUCUGUGGUAUAGGGUAUUAAACCCACUGUAACAUGCCACCUCCUUGUGAAAUUGCCAGCAGUUUAGCUGGAAGAGUCUUGCAUAUUUGGCGAUUUUAUUCAUGCAACACUCUAAGAGCGUGAGCAAGUUUUGUCGGGUACCCGCCGUCUUUGCUCAGUGGCUAUGGUGUUAGGCUGCUGAGCACAAGGUCACGGGAUCGAAUCCCAGCCAUGGCGGCUGCAUUUCGAUGGGGGCAAAAUGCGAAAACACCCUUGUACUUAGAUUUAGGUGCACGUUAAAAGAACCCCAGGUGGUCGAAAUUUCCGGAGUCCUCCACUACGGCGUGCCUCAUAAUCAGAAAGUGGUUUUGGCACGUAAAACUCCAUAAUUUUUUUAAGUUUUGUCGGGUGUGGCAGAUAGCAUCCACUCCCACAUGGAGUUCCUAUAACCAACUAUAGAAGAAAAGCUCCCCAAAUUGUCCAUGCAUUGAAACAGCUGGCCGCGUGGGCACUUCCAUGAUAAAAUGAUGUUUAAAUUAAAAACUGGGAGAGCUGAUUGUACAGAGGUGAGACAAUACAGAUUCAUCGUAUUGAACAAAGAUGUGUUUGUCACUUAUUGUAUGGGUAAAGUUGAGUUCUCAGUACGAGAACAGCAAACAUAGACAAGGCGAGAUGUGAUUCAGGCGUAACACACGGUUGGACAUGAUCCAGAGAGAGAGGAGAGAGAAUAAAACAUUUAUUGAGUCUUUAAAUGAGAAGGUCGGCGAAUGGGAUCCUUAGUUCGGGAUCCCGUUGGCAUGGGCCAUGGUCUUUGCCCGUUUCACGAGGGCCUCUUGGGUCUUCGGAUCCGAGCUGGAUGUAGCUGCCACCCUCCCUUCUCAGUUACGUUGUGUCCCGUGUUGUCUGGAUGGAUUGUGUUGACAUUCCCAUACCAUGUGAUACAGGGUGGCUGUUUGAUUGUCGCAUAACCUGCACUAUGGUGUGUGCGUGCGUGCGUGCGUGCGCGUGUGUGUGUAUGUGCGUGCGUGUGUGUGUGUGUGUGUGUGUGUGUGUGUGUGUGUGUGUGUGUGUGUGUGUGUGUGUGUGUUGUGUGUGUGUGUGUGUGUGUCAGGCCUUAUCUUAGAUAGUAUAUAUGGGUUGGGGUAGGAGCAUGUCUGUAGGCAAUGCCACGCUACCUGAGAUUCUUUGCCGAGUUUGGGUCCCGGGCACAGAAGUUUGCGUCUUUCGAGUCUUUUGUUUUGAAGAAUUUUGGUGUAUGUGAGGAGUGGGUCGAUAUGCAUAGCAGCAGGAGGGUGCGAUAUGACGGUGUUGGAGGUCCGGAAAUGUAAUUCUCAGGCCGAGGUGUGAGCAAGCUCUUUGCCUCCAACUCCGCUGUGGUCGGGUAUCCAUAUCAGUUCUUUCCAUUCUCCCUCUGAGCGUUGGGAGAGUAGCUGUGUGAAAAUUCUGUGCGCAAUGGGGCCAAUCUGGCCUUUGCAGAAGUUGCAGAAGGCUGCUGGUGAGUCUGUAAGGACGAAAGUAGAUCCGGGGCUUCAUAGGGCAAGAGCAAUUCCUGCCUCUUCCAUGAUGAUUGUGUCUGUGUCUUGGUACAAUAUACAAUCAAUCUGUUUUCUUUGGUGAAUGGUGAAAAUGGUAGCCCUGUAUUUGCCGUAGACUGGUCCAGCCGCAUCAACAAACAAGGCACUUCUCGGUGUCUAAGUAUUUGUCGUGAGCCCUGGCCCAGGCCCGGCAUUUGUGUUCAUGAAAAUGUGGGUGCAUGUUGCAUGGUAGUGGUUUGAUGAUGACAUCCCAUCUCCAUUUGGGUGGGAUGCAUUGUUUCCCUCUCGUCUGGAUGGGGGCUUCAAUGCCAAGUUCCAAUAGUGUUUUUCGUCCCGUUUUAGUGAUGGCCAGGGGUAUAGCUUGAUUUGUGUGGUGGACUUGGAAUAAUUCGGAUGCUGUAUUUUGGAGCCCCAUUUGAAGGACGUGUUCCGUGAGUGCCGACGGAGGAUGGUUCAGAGCCUUCUUGAGGGUAACACACAUGAUUCUGUCUAUUUGGUGCUUGUCUGCUUUCAGGAUCCUCGGAUAAGGAAACCUAUAGGUUAUGCGACUGAUGACAAAUGCCUGGAUGAGUCACAGUACGUGCUGUUCUUGCAUCCCUCAUUGCGGGUUGGCCGCGCCCAGCUAAUCAUGCGUGAGAUUUGAAAACAGGACAUUCUUAGUUUCUGGAUAGCAAAUAAGUUGUUGCCCCGAUUGUUGAAGUGGGCCCCAAAAAUUCGGAUGGUUCCUACCUCUGGAAUUGGGGUUCCGUUGAGUUGUUCGUUGAGGGGUGCAUUAUCGGGCGCCUUAUUUCAGUAUAGGAGGAGUUCGGAUUUGGUGAGGGAGCAUUCCAGACCAAUCUUGCGCCCGAUCUGUUUUAUGAUGGUCGCAGCUCAUUGGAGGGCAUCUUCUAUCUGGCCCAGGUUGCUGGAGCAGGUCCAGAUCGUGAUGUCAUCUGCAUAGUUGGCAUGGCGUACUCCCAUAAUUUGAUUGAGGGCCUUGGGGAGUUGCUUUAGGGUGAUAUUGAAGAGGCGAGGGGAGAGGACGGCCCCUUGGGGCAUGCCGAAAUCACCAAUGGUGAUGGGUUGAAAUUUAAGGUCCCCUAUACGGAUUGUAAUCUGUCUGUCUGUAAGGAAGUCCCACACGUGUGUGUAUAGUUUGGGACCACAGUUGAGUUCGCAAAGAUUUUCUAAGACAUGAUCCAGAGCCUCGCUGGAUACAGUGGCAUCUAGUUGAAGCAGCUGCAAAUGCACUCUUUCAUGCACAGUAAAUCUUAUAAAUAACCAUUGCAUCUUUCUCAAGAAAUACUAAACUUUGCGCAUGAAUGAACUUUACGCAAGAUUCUUACGUACAUGCUAGUUGCAAAUACUUAUUUUGGCAUUAUAUAUAUUUAGAGUAUUUUUAUCCUUAUAUAAAAUUUUAGCCAAUCUGGGAAAUCGCACUGGUGACAAUGAGGAGUAUUCAUGUGGCAGCACCUGUGCAGUGCCACUUGUUUGCCCAGCUUUACGAGUUAAUGUACUAACUCUGUGCAUUCCCAUGCUUCCGCACAAAUUUGCUUAGAAUAUACAUUAGGGCUUGUAUGGCUUUAUUAGUUGACUUGUCCAUUUGGAGCAGACUGCACUUUGUCUUCUUAGUUAGCAAAUGAAAAGCAGCUAACUUCACACCCACUGAGGGUGCAAGGACAUACGAAGGCACCAUCUUCCAAGAGUUCUCUGAUGAUGUGUUAUGAGGGAUGACACGACGAGCUUCUCAUAGUUUGGAUGCCAGCGCUGAAAUGAAUCACUACAUGUGCGCCCUCCAGGAAAUUUCUGUAAGUGCCUUCAAAACAAAGGGAAGAUUGUAAGUACCGACCCAAUAAAAACACUUUGUCCAUAGGACAUUCAAAUAUUCAAA
Dermacentor andersoni is the source of this 10976-nucleotide messenger RNA. Its product is annotated as snRNA-activating protein complex subunit 4-like. The record is from RefSeq and is a predicted model, not a curated record. Lineage: Eukaryota; Metazoa; Arthropoda; Arachnida; Ixodida; Ixodidae. Gene Ontology annotation, biological process: snRNA transcription by RNA polymerase II; snRNA transcription by RNA polymerase III. Gene Ontology annotation, molecular function: RNA polymerase II cis-regulatory region sequence-specific DNA binding; RNA polymerase III type 3 promoter sequence-specific DNA binding. Gene Ontology annotation, cellular component: snRNA-activating protein complex.